Dufourea novaeangliae is the source of this 1379-nucleotide messenger RNA. It is a transcript of the gene frj, whose product is annotated as lysophospholipid acyltransferase 7. The record is from RefSeq and is a predicted model, not a curated record. Lineage: Eukaryota; Metazoa; Arthropoda; Insecta; Hymenoptera; Halictidae. Bases 3 to 1373 code for a protein of 456 amino acids. Gene Ontology annotation, cellular component: membrane; mitochondria-associated endoplasmic reticulum membrane contact site. Gene Ontology annotation, molecular function: lysophospholipid acyltransferase activity. Gene Ontology annotation, biological process: phosphatidylinositol biosynthetic process; lipid modification. The transcript has 6 exons.
GGAUGUUUUGGUCAGAUGUCAUUUACGUUGCGAUACUUUUGUUCGGUGUAUUUAUCGGAUCUUUGUAUCAAAAAAUCGAGGAUGUAUUCAUGAAGCAGUGGACCUGUACGAUCCUCGGUUUCAUUUUGGCUAUCAUCGUUUCUGGAAGUCAUGUAAUUCAUCCUGUAAUCUGUACUGUGAUUAACGCGAUUCUCAUAACCAAGCUCUCUCCAAAAAAAUGUCAUCUAGCCAGCUUCUUUUUCUCAUUCUUCUAUCUGAUCUUCCUAUUCCGACUAGGGGAAUAUAUUGGUCUCCCAGAGUCACCCUCUCACACAAACCUUGUGCUGAUGAUAUUAACGCUAAAAUUAUCUGGAUUAGCGUUUGAAGUAAAUGCAGCCAGUACCUCGACACCUGAAGAUCCAGAAGGAGUAAACUCUGAAGCAAUAAGAAAUGUAGGAAUUUUGGACGUUUUUCAUUAUGGAUUUAGUUACAUGGGGAUCUUGACCGGCCCCUAUUAUCGUUAUAGAACAUAUUGGGAUCAUUUGCAUAGACCAUUUUCUAAGUAUGUGGAUCCAAGGCCUCUUACGUACUACAAGCUCAAACAAACUGCAUGUUUCGUUGUGUUAUAUCUUGUGAUGAAUGAAUUAUACCCUACCAGAUACGUCGCUACAGAUGAGUUCGCAGAACGGGCGUUUCUAUACAAAUACUUUUACAUGUACCCCACGUUUCUUUGUUUUAAAUUAAGGAUGUACAUUGGCAUGGCUUUGGCCGAAUGUGCUUGCCAGAUGGCUGGACUUGGAGCAUAUCCUGUGAAGUGCAAUCCUGUAAUAGGUCUAGGACCUCGCGAUUAUAAGAGCAUUCAAACCAUGUCUGCUUCACCUGAAAAAUUGAAGGAUGAAGAAUACAACUUCGAGACUGUAUACAACAUGAAUGUCUGGAAGUUAGAGAAGUGUCACUCAACAAGAACGGCUAUGAGAUCAUGGAAUGCUUGUAUUCAAUAUUGGAUGGGCGUUUACGUGUACAAAAGAUUUCCGUACAAAAAUUUACGAACUCUGGCCACGUUCACGCUCUCAGCUGUGUGGCACGGUUGGCAAGCCGGUUACUACCUCUGCAUUUGUCAGAUUCCUUUGUUUUUAAUGAGCGAGGAUAUAGGAAUGAAAUUUUAUAACCAAAGCAAGGAAAAUAGUUUGGCCCGGAGGGGAUGGCAGUUAAUCUUAUGGUAUGAGAAAACAACCUGCAUGGCAUAUUUAGGAGUACCAUUCCUAUUGCUAGGGAUGCAAGAGUCAAUACAAUAUUACAAAAGCAUAUACUGUGCAGGGCAUAUUGUAGCAAUCGUAUUGUACGUAAUCUUCCGCUGCUUGAAACCCUAUAUUUUAAAAACCCAUAUACAGUAAGGACAA